This is a messenger RNA of Talaromyces atroroseus, 762 nucleotides long. RefSeq lists its product as hypothetical. NCBI's taxonomy places the organism in Eukaryota, Fungi, Ascomycota, Eurotiomycetes, Eurotiales, Trichocomaceae. The record is from RefSeq and is a predicted model, not a curated record. Bases 1 to 762 code for a protein of 253 amino acids. The transcript is spliced from 2 exons.
AUGCAAAGGAGAGCCAUCCAAAUGCAACUAUCCAGAGAGUGGCAAGAGACUGAUGGUUUUCCUGGCAUUAGAGGCCUGCCUCUAGGCUAUCUCAUUCAGCUUGAACAGCGACUCGCAGACACCGAAUUGGCCUUAUUCGAAGCAUUAGCGACACUACACUCACUUGGCCAUGGCGAACUCGCCUUAGCCAAGGCGUCGACGAAGCCUGGAAAUGAAAGUAGACAAGGGAAGCAGGCACGCAUGGAAGAAUGGACUAGGCUACCUCUCCGGGAUGGGAAUUCUUCUGAUAUCAAAACCUGGUGGAAGGCUAAAGACGAGAACUACAUUAUACACGAGAGCUCUGAGCACUCAUGGCCUCAGUUCUCCUUAAUGUCAACCGAUAACCCAUCAAUGGAACGGGUGGCGACGAAUAAUGCCGCGAAGAGAAUGAAGACAUUCAACUUUGAAACUAGAGCCUCACCGCAAUCACCAGCAGCGAGUCAAUCAUCUGCCUUCUCAACAGACACCCUACUGAAUUAUCGAGGAAACCUUCGUUAUAGUAACGACGAUCUGAGGCGCCUGCCUGCAACACCACCACCUCCUGAAAGCAUUAUCAAUAGGGAUGUAGGACAGCAACAUAUUUUUGAAGGUAAUACAGGAUAUGCAUCAAUAAUCGACACAAACCAGCCUGAAGCCUUGCCCCGCGAGUUGCAGACCUCCGAGACAGGAGACGGUGACAAGGCUUCCAUUCUCGCCAGUACACAAUCCAAUCUUUACUUUUAG